AUGGUCAACCAUUUAUUAUUAGGUUAAAUUUUAAUAGAGCCCGUCUUUCAUCUAAUGAUGGAAGAUGAACGAGUCAACACCAUGUCUUGUGUAAAUAAGUACAACAAAGAGUUAUCUAAUAAAAGAUAAUGAAAUUAACAAGGAAGCAUUAACUAAAUUUGUGAUUAGAUAGGCAAGGAUGCAAAACAAAUUAGAACCAACCAUUUCCCUUAAUUCUCUCCUCUGUUGAAUUCUUUAACCACUAUCUCAGUCUUCUCAAAUUUCCGCCUCUCCUUGUCCAAAAAUCAAGGAUCUUAUACCUUGCUUUCUCUCCAUUGUUGUCAUUGUUACUUUCGCUCGCACUAUCCAUAUUCUCCACUGCUACUUUUUCCUCUCAUUUCCUUUGAUUAGCUUUCGCGGCACUUCUUCCUCAUUGCUGGCAAAAUGGCAAAUGCAGCGUCUGGAAUGGCUGUGGAGGAUGAGUGCAAAUUCAGGUUCCUGGAGCUUAAAGCAAAGAGGAUCUACCGUUACAUUGUGUUCAAAAUUGACGGACAGCAGGUGGUGGUCGAGAAAUUAGGGGGUGCUGGCGACAGUUAUGAUGACUUUAUGGCCAGCCUGCCGGCUGAUGAGUGCCGUUAUGCUGUCUAUGAUUUUGAUUUCACAACCGAUGAGAAUUGCCAGAAAAGCAAGAUCUUCUUCAUUGCAUGGUCCCCAGAUAGCUCAAAGGUGAGGAUGAAGAUGGUGUAUGCUAGCUCCAAAGAUAGAUUCAAGAGGGAAUUGGACGGUAUACAAGUGGAAUUGCAGGCAACCGAUCCAAGCGAGAUGAGCUUGGACAUUGUGAAAGCUCGAGCCAUCUAAUCUAAGCAUGUCUUUCUUGAAGUUACCAUAGAGCGAGCAAUGAUGAAUGACAUGCACUUUUACUGGCAUAUUGUUCUUCCUUAAAAGUUAAAAACUCAAUAUAUGCUUGUUCAGUUUUUUCUAGUGUGAUCUUGGAUUGUUGGUUGGUUGGUUUAAUUGGGUGUAUCAAGUUGCCAAUCUAGCCUCUUGGUUUUUCAAUUGGGGUUGGCUCUUGGGCAAUUGUAUUAGCUGUUACUGCAAAAAUGAUCAAACAAACUCAUAUAUGUAUGCUUAAUGUCUCCAAUUCUUCUUUUAAAACCAUAUUUUGGAUUGGAAAGACCUUAUCUAGAGAAUGGCUUUCAUAUUUUUAUUUUUUGAAUGAUAAUCGUUUAAAAUUAGGCUCGAAUAGGAUAUCUAGCAAGAACCAUGAGAAGAUAAGAAUUUUACAUUAAAUUAAUUAACCAUCAACGUAAAAUUAAAAGAUGAAAAGUGUUAUAUAGAAUAUAA
This is a messenger RNA of Arachis duranensis, 1323 nucleotides long. RefSeq names its product actin-depolymerizing factor 7. The record is from RefSeq and is a predicted model, not a curated record. Gene Ontology annotation, biological process: actin filament depolymerization. Lineage: Eukaryota; Viridiplantae; Streptophyta; Magnoliopsida; Fabales; Fabaceae. Gene Ontology annotation, molecular function: actin filament binding. Bases 424 to 837 code for a protein of 137 amino acids. The transcript has 3 exons. Gene Ontology annotation, cellular component: actin cytoskeleton; cytoplasm.